Monopterus albus (swamp eel) is the source of this 1384-nucleotide messenger RNA. Its product is annotated as cytochrome P450 2J5-like. The transcript is spliced from 7 exons. Gene Ontology annotation, biological process: xenobiotic metabolic process. The record is from RefSeq and is a predicted model, not a curated record. Gene Ontology annotation, cellular component: intracellular membrane-bounded organelle; cytoplasm. NCBI's taxonomy places the organism in Eukaryota, Metazoa, Chordata, Actinopteri, Synbranchiformes, Synbranchidae. Gene Ontology annotation, molecular function: oxidoreductase activity, acting on paired donors, with incorporation or reduction of molecular oxygen, reduced flavin or flavoprotein as one donor, and incorporation of one atom of oxygen; heme binding; iron ion binding. Bases 61 to 741 code for a protein of 226 amino acids.
CCAGGAGUGGCUUUGGCAGAUUAUAGCCCUGGCUGGAAGGAGCAUCGACGUUUUGGUCUGAUGACCCUGAGAAACUUUGGGCUGGGGAAAAAAUCCAUGGAACAGAGGAUUCUGGGAGAGAUUCAACACAUCAUGAAUCAUCUGGACCAAAAUGUCGGUAAGACCAUGAAUCCUCAACUGCUGUUUCACAAAGCAACCUCCAAUAUCAUCUGCCAAGUUCUGUUUGCUCGACAGUUUGACUAUGACGAUCAAUUCAUGAAGUUUUUUGUUGACUACUUUUGUGAGACCUCCAAAAUCCUCAGUGGGCCCUGGGCUAUGGUUUAUGACUCUAUUCCCAUGGUGCGCAGCCUACCACUGCCCUUCCAAAAAGCCUUUAAGAAGUUCAGGAUGGCAGAUGAAAUGUAUUCAGAGUUCUUGGCUGAGAACAAAAAGACCAGAGUUCCUGGUGAACCGAGACAUUUUAUAGACUGUUACCUGGACGAACUAGAUAAGAGAGGAGAUGAUGGCUCAUCAUUUUCUGAAGACCAGCUUUGUGCAUUUGUUUUGGAGCUUCACUUUGGUGGAACUGACACGACUGCCAACUCCUUGCUCACUGCCUUCCUCUAUCUUAUGAAUUAUCCACAGAUACAGGAGCACUGUCAGCAGGAAAUAGACCAAGUUCUGAAUGGUAAGGAUCAGGUCAGUUUUGAAGACAGACACCAGAUGCCAUAUGUGCAGCAUGAUGAGAUGGUUGACAUCUGAAGACCUGAAAGUGCUCCUCAUCCAGGGUCCAGUGGUUCCAAACACGGACAGAGGCAGCUACCUGUUGACGCCGAGCCUCUGCUGCUGCUGUGGCUUGCAGUGACUGGCUCUGCUGUGGUGCUGUUGUAACUACUUCAGCCUCGGCAUUAGCAAUGUUGUUUUUGUCUGUGUUCUCAGUAAUGUUAGUACUGGUAACAUUUUGGUGUUCUUUGCAAUAAUAACAUUACUAUAAAAAAAAAUUGUAUCUUCAUUGCUUGCUGUUGUUUACCAUUGUUACUUGCUAUCUGUGGACUGUGGAAAGUUCAUCUGAGGAGGAGAGGUUUUCUCAACAAAUCAUUUUGUCAAUAAAUAAUUAAAAACCAUUUUUCCACAAUUACAUUCCACUGUCAGCAUAACAGCUGUUAGUCAUCUGAGAGGAGUUAACAACAUAUGUGUGGAGGAAGAGGGUGUUUGUAAAUAGCAUCAUUUGCCAGAAGAGAAUGUGGACUGUUACAGGCUUUCACAUCAAACCAUGCUUCAGUUACUGAACAAAAUAAAAGAUGCAGAUUGCAAUUCCAAAAUGUUUAUUGAUUUCUUCCAGCAUAUUGAAGUUGAAUCGCUCUAAACUUACACUUUCAUCUAUGCUCCUUCUCACUCCACACAU